CAGAUGCUUACAAUCUGAGCACUCGGUCGGGAAUUGCAGUUUUUUAAGAGUAGGAAGAGCAUUCUGUCUACUGUGCAGAGGAUGUGACUGAGAAGCAAUGACAGAAAUGUGAGUUAGACACUGGCCAGGAGUCUACAGGUUAGUAAGAAGACAAGGAAGAGAUAAAUGGAGGGACGCACGCAGGGAAUCUGGUAAGACAAAGAAGGGAGGGCCAGAAACCCGCAGGGCUCAGCCUCAGGGUAAAAUUGGGGAUCCUUGGGCGAGAGGCAGAGAAGAAGUGCCCCCUAGUGUCCCAAAGGAGCCAUAGCCCAGCUCCCAUGGGCUCGAAGCCCCGCCCAGCCCAGCCCGGGCUGUUCUCUGGCUCCAGGUUCCCUUGUGUCGCGCGGCCCUUAAGUUCCGGCUAUGGCGCGUGGGCGGAAGGUUUAAGCAGACGGACAGAGGCUGGAGAUGGGCUCCGGGUCUUCAGCGUGUUUCUUGUAAGCAGCGAGAUUUCGCGCUUGGGGCCGAGUUCUUUCUUCCCCUGAGAGACUUCCGUCCCUGGACCCUGAGACUUCCGUCCCCUCUCCCCGAGAGUUCCACACAACAAACGUUUUGGGCUCGUUUUAAAGGCCCAGACUGCUUGAGUGAAACAACCUUCAGAGACGUUCCAUUCUUUCGUUUACCCCGUGCUUACAACCUGAAAACAAAAUUGGAUUGGCACAAGUCGGCCAGGGCUGAGGAAGUGCACUUGAGACCUGACACAAAUGCAUCAGUCCGGAGAAAGAGCCAAGUUCCCAGGUGUCUGCGGAGAAGGCCAGACCGACAGCUGUGGUCACACAUUGCCGUGCUAAUAGCAAUUUCAUGGACUGGAAGUGCUUGUUGAUACUGGAUCCAGACAACUGUUUCCUAAUCUCUUAAGAGCAUUUCUCUGGUUGUAGCUGGCUAUCUGCACUCUGAGGGAGUGCUAGAAUUGUUCCAUCAUGCCCACUGUGGUGGUAAUGGAUGUAUCCCUGUCUAUGACCCGACCCGUGUCUGUCGAGGGGUCUGAAGAGUACCAGCGGAAGCACCUGGCUGCCCAUGGCCUGACCAUGCUGUUUGAACACAUGGCCACCAACUACAAGCUUGAGUUUACAGCGCUGGUGGUGUUUUCAUCACUAUGGGAGCUGAUGGUCCCCUUUACGAGAGAUUACAACACUCUGCAGGAAGCACUGAGUAACAUGGAUGAUUAUGACAAAACCUGCCUGGAGUCUGCAUUAGUCGGUGUUUGCAAUAUUGUCCAACAAGAAUGGGGUGGAGCAAUUCCUUGCCAGGUUGUUCUGGUGACUGAUGGCUGUCUUGGCAUUGGCAGAGGGUCACUGCGGCACUCCCUUGCCACUCAGAAUCAGAGAAGUGAGAGCAGCAGGUUCCCGCUCCCCUUUCCUUUCCCAUCGAAGCUAUAUGUCAUGUGCAUGGCCAACCUGGAGGAGCUUCAGAGCACUGACUCCUUGGAAUGCCUUGAACGACUCAUAGACUUAAAUAAUGGUGAAGGGCAAAUUUUUACUAUUGAUGGCCCCCUGUGUUUGAAAAAUGUACAGUCUAUGUUUGGAAAGCUGAUAGACCUGGCGUACACACCUUUCCAUGCUGCUCUCAAGUGUGGCCACCUAACAGCUGAUGUACAAGUCUUCCCUAGGCCAGAACCUUUCGUUAUAGAUGAAGAAAUUGAUCCCAUCCCUAAAGUCAUUAACACAGAUUUGGAAAUAGUGGGCUUUAUUGACAUAGCUGAUAUUUCCAGCCCUCCAGUUUUGUCCAGGCAUUUGGUCUUGCCCAUAGCACUCAACAAAGAAGGUGACGAGGUGGGUGCUGGCAUCACUGAUGACAAUGAAGAUGAGAAUUCAGCCAAUCAGAUUGCUGGCAAAAUACCCAACUUCUGUGUCCUGCUCCAUGGCAGCCUAAAGGUGGAAGGAAUGGUGGCACUUGUUCAACUAGGUCCUGAAUGGCAUGGUAUGCUCUACUCCCAAGCUGACAGCAAGAAGAAAUCAAACCUCAUGAUGUCUCUCUUUGAGCCUGGCCCAGAACCUCUCCCAUGGCUUGGGAAAAUGGCACAGUUGGGGCCCAUUUCAGAUGCUAAAGAAAACCCUUAUGGGGAGGACGACAACAAGAGCCCAUUCCCCCUGCAGCCCAAAAACAAACGAAGUUAUGCCCAGAAUGUGACUGUCUGGAUCAAGCCCAGCGGCCUGCAGACAGAUGUACAGAAGAUCUUAAGAAAUGCAAGGAAGCUCCCUGAGAAAACACAGACAUUCUAUAAGGAGCUGAACAGGCUACGAAAGGCUGCCUUAGCCUUUGGUUUCCUGGACCUGCUUAAAGGGGUGGCCGACAUGCUGGAGAGGGAGUGCACCCUGCUGCCUGACACAGCCCACCCAGACGCGGCAUUCCAGCUUACCCACGCUGCCCAGCAGCUCAAGCUGGCCAGCACUGAGUAUGCUGUAUAUGACCUCAACAUCACACCCCUGCACACAGACUUCUCAGGGAGCAGCACGGAAAGGAUGUGAUGCGAGCCCUGCAGUUCCUUCACACUUAUCUGUCUGAAAGUGAUCUAGAGCUAAAACCCUCUCCAGCUCCUUCAGCACCCCUCCUGAGAAGCUGGACAGACAGGAGAGAGCUCAGGAAGAAGCCUACUAUAAGGAUGUUCUUAAACUUCUGUGUUUGGAACGAGCAAUCUAGACGUCUACAACUUGCCUAAGUAUAAGCUGAUGCCAUUGAGUUUCCAUUUUUUCCUUAGACCUUGUUAAAACACAAGUGGCGAUGCUCAGGUACUUCUGGUGUAUCUCAAGGUACAAACUUUUAGACUGUAGCCACAAUAUGUGUCAACCACUCCUGUUCAUGUUUUAAAUGAAAAUUAAAUAUUUGAUUUUCUAUGAAAUGAUUGCACUUAGAAACAAAUGGGUGGGGUUGGGGAUUUAGCUCAGUGGUAGAGCGCUUGCCUAGGAAGCGCAAGGCCCUGGGUUCGGUCCCCAGCUCCGGAAAAAAAAAAAAAAAAAAAAAAGAAACAAAUGGGUGUUUUGAUCUAUCUUAUCCCUUGAAUGUAAUGCAGCUUCUAAAAUGUCAGACUCCUAAGAACCAAUGUUUCUUGGCUCCUGUAUAACUUCCUAGUUUCUGACAGUGAUCAAGCUUGGUACCUUGGCCAGGUUCUGGCCAGUGAUUCUGAGAGCACUGAUGGGAGUCAGGCCUUCCAGGCUGUGUCAUGACUGCCUUCAGCACUGCCUUAGGCUCCCACCAGAGUCACUGUGCCUGAACAAAGCAUUUUAUCCAUUUGAAAAUCAUGAGGUUAAAUAAUCUUUAAGCACAAGUCAUUAGGAUUUUGACUGUAAAUGUUUUAAUAGAAAUACACAAUCUUUCACUUUCUCAGACAGCAACAGAGGGGGUCCUAACAGCAACUAGAACAUGGGGUUUUGCACAGGGAUACAGCAUAGCUGACUGCAAAGCUGAACUGCUAGGUUUGCCCCACAGUCAGUGGAAGGAGCGCCAGAAGGUGACACAAAAACCGUUGACAGAAGCUGCAGACCUGGAAAAUACUUGGGUGAGAUGAGGUGUGUCAAAGCAGCCAGUUUAGUGCUAAUCCACUCUGGGCUCAUUUCAACCACACAAGAUGGGAGCGUCCACCCUCGAGCUCUUUUUUUCUCAUGUCACUUCACCACUUGGUUACAUGGAAUGUGGUGAAGAGACUCAAGACCUCUUGUGGUGGCCCUAAGAUGUGUAUUCUGAACCAGUUCCUCUUUGGGGGGCUCCCUGCAGGAAUCCUGGUGAUUUGCAAGCUCAGGUUCCUACUACAUACAGUUUUUACCAAAAACAAAACAAAACAGGCUCUGGUGGCUCUUGCCUUUAAUCCCAGCACUCAGGAGGCAGAGGCUCUGUGUGUUCAAGGCCAGCCUGGUCUACAGAGAGAGUUCUAGGAAAGCCAAAGCUACACAGAAAAACCCUAUCUUAAAAAACAAACAAAAAGGGGGAAAAAAAACCCAACUAAUAACAAGGAAAAAUAGUUCAAAAGAGUAGUCUCACCAGUCACUCAGAGAAAUACACAAGUAAAUGGACUGAGCUAGCCCAAGAAUUAUAGAUUGAGAGAGAGAGAGAGAGAGAGAGAGAGAGAGAGAGAGAGUGUGUGUGUGUGUGUGUGUGUGUGUGUGUGUGUGUGUGUGUGUAGCCCAAGACAGCGUGAAGGUGUGUCUGGCCUACUUCAGUGUCUGUUUGCCACGGGCCAGCAUCAUUACCACAGCUGAUUCCAGCCUGGCUCCUGCAUCCCUGUUCCCUUCUGACCCUGGCAGUCAUUCACAUUUGGGACUUACAAUCUGUUCUGCAAGUAAUGUUCCCUUCUCCAGUGUUGCAGGCAGUUCUGAUUUAGCUAGGAAUGAAGGAGUCAUGGUGCUCCCAGGUUCUGAUUGCUUUCUCUAAAUCACUCUGCCUCUUUUGAUGCCUGCUAAGUGCUAAAGUAAUGGAUGUCUUUAGCCAAAAGACAUCAAAUAGAAAGUGUUUUCCAGCCCUACUCUGACUCAAAAAAUGUCAGUGACCACGUGUACCCAAUUUUCAAACAGUCAGUGCUAUCCCACUACACAAGUGUCGGCUUGGUUAUAAAACAUACCGGGUCACUUGACAAUGGAAAAUGUAGUCUUGGUUUUUUUUUGGUUUUCACAAGCAGUAGCAGAAAGACCAAGCCCUAACUGUGAAGACAGACAAUGACUGUAGGGAAGAGCACAGACCACAGGGCCACCUUUGUCAUUAAAUACCUAAGAAGGGACUUGUCGUCAGGUACCAAUAUCCAUGUCAUGCAAGUACAGCACUAAGAUAACAGACAGUAAAUUCAGGAAUGUUACUGGGGAAAGAGACAGCCUUACUUUAAAAAACAAAACAAAACAAAAAACCCUUACAUCAGUACAAGAAGGUAAAACAGUAAGAAUCAGAUUCCGCUCAAACGAAGCUACCAAAUUUAUCCUUAGUGGAGUUUUUUCUUUUUUUGUCCAUACCGCCGUCUGCGCUGUUUAUAAAGGUGACGGAAGUUAAUAUAUAACCCU
Rattus norvegicus (Norway rat) is the source of this 5021-nucleotide messenger RNA. It is a transcript of the gene Ints14, whose product is annotated as integrator complex subunit 14. NCBI's taxonomy places the organism in Eukaryota, Metazoa, Chordata, Mammalia, Rodentia, Muridae. The record is from RefSeq and is a predicted model, not a curated record. Gene Ontology annotation, biological process: RNA polymerase II transcription initiation surveillance; regulation of transcription elongation by RNA polymerase II; snRNA processing. Gene Ontology annotation, cellular component: INTAC complex; integrator complex; nucleus.